AAUGGGUCUAUCCUUCUGUCAGUUUGUUUGUUGGUUUGACUGUCAUUCAUAUGCAGUGAUAGGCAAUAGUUAUGCCAAUUAUGUUAUUGUUAUUAUUGUCGACAUGACAUGAGAUCUGUUAUCAAUAAUGAAGAAGUAUAGGUAGAGCCCAAACAUCUAUCAGCACUAACCGAUGGCCACUUAUGGACAGCUGCCGGGACCGGGUGUGCGACCACCCGAACGAAAGAUCCGCAAGUGUUGCGGUUUUUCCGCGCGAUUUAUCCGUUAUUUUCUUUUCAUAUUUAACUUCAUAUUUAUGGCAUCGGGUUUAUUGAUACUUGUCCUGACUCUGGCGUAUGGCCGUCCGUAUAUGGAUUUCGGUGAAGUACACCUAAGAAGUAUACAGUCAUUGAUACCGACGACACAUUUGGUAAAUUUGAUUCACUGGUCAAUGGUUAUGUGCGGAUCAGCCAUCUGUGCAAUAGCUUUGGUCAACGCCAUUAUCAGCUGUUGUAGUCAUUCACCGGAUGACGAUUUUGUGGCCGAAGAAGCCAUUGAAUUGCAAUCAGAUGUCUCGUUUACUUCGGGCCGAUCUGCAGCCAGAAACCAAUAUUAUAACAAACAGGACGCACAGCGAUUCAACCGAAGAGUCGAAGUCAAGAGUGACAAAUCGUCUGUCAUUUUGUGUUUUUUUAUAUUUAGUCUGUUAUUCUUGUUUACACUUCAGCUGAUCAUUGGUUUAGUGUCGUUCAUAUCGGUUACACCGAACUCGGAAGGAAAAGACGAAUUCAUGUCUUCGUUGACUGAGAAUCUCAACGUCACACAAGUGUUGACCUCAAACGGCCCACAACUCGAGUCAUUGUACAGUACUUUCAAGUGCUGCGGUUGGAAGUUCUAUGACGACUACGAGGCUUUGGGCAACAAGUCCGAGCCCGUACCCGAUGCCUGCUGUAAAACAUUGGUGGAUAACUGCGGCCACCGUAAACACCCAUCUAAUAUCUACUACGACGGAUGUGUCCAUCGUUUCGGGCCAAUCCUUAAAGAGUAUCUUCUCAUUUUGGGAUCAGUUGCACUCGGCUUCUCUAUUGUCGAAGUGUUUGGACUGAUCUUUUCGUGUUGUCUUUAUGUCCAAAUGGCAGCCUAUUAGCUGAUGUAUAGUAACGAUACAAAUCAAUGAUCAAAAAAAGACAAAUGUUGUGUUCAACCGAUUUAUAUUUAUUUUAAUUAUUAUAAUGAUU
Molecule: messenger RNA, 1217 nt
Organism: Oppia nitens
Lineage: Eukaryota; Metazoa; Arthropoda; Arachnida; Sarcoptiformes; Oppiidae
Exons: 1
Coding region: 173-1126 (317 amino acids)
Cellular component (GO): membrane
Source: RefSeq, a predicted model, not a curated record